AUGCGGGAAUUGCAUGAUGGGAUUGAGCUCCUGGAGACGGAGAGGGAUGAAGGGCCGUUUGUGUGGAGGAAUUGGGAUAAGUGGGUUGAGAGGUGCGAGCGUGUGAUUAGUUUCCUGGAUACGUAUCCCGAGACGGGGGAUGGCGGGAAGAAGGUGCCGGCGUGGAGGGAGAGGGGGUUGGUGUGUGGGGUGGAGUGGUCGGUGUUUAGGGGGAUGGUGGAGAGGUAUAGGGGGUGGUUGAAUGAGAAGUAUGGGGGGGUGGCGGGGUUGAGGGAGAAGUUGGUGUUUGCGCAUAAUGAUACCCAAUACGGCAACAUCCUCCGCCUCCUCCCCACCACCGAAUCCCCCCUCCUCCUCCCCGCAAACACCCACAAACAACUCGUCGUCAUCGACUUCGAAUACGCCUCCGGCAACACCCCCGGUCUCGAAUUCGCAAACCACUUCACAGAAUGGUGCUACAACUACCACGAACCCUUUACCCCCUACCUCUGCAACACCAAAUCCUUCCCCACCCCCGCCGAGCAACGCCGCUUCAUCCGCGCCUAUCUCAACCACCGCCCGCAAUUCUCGGGCUUUGCAUCCGCCUCCGCGACACCCAAGGUGGUGCCUAGCCCUGGGCCGGGAAACGCGGGGAUUUCAGCGUUUAUGCUGGAUUCAAGAGGGUCGCCGGUGGGGGAGCAGGCGCCGGUUGGGUAUGCGGAGGAGGAGCAUAGGAGGAUUGCGGAUGUGGAACGCAGGGUGGAUGAGCUGAUGGUUGAGGCAAGGUGGUGGAGAGUCGCGAAUUCAGCGCAGUGGGUUGCGUGGGGGAUUGUGCAGGCGAAUAUCCCGGAGCUGGAGGAGUAUGAUGCUGCGUGUCGGACGGCGAGUGCUGGUGCGCCCGCGGGUGAGGUGGGGGAGAUGGAGAAGUUGGAUUUGGAGGAUGGUGCGGGUGAGGAGGUGGAGGGGGGGAAAGGGGGGAAUGUGGAGGGCGAGGAUAAGGAGGAUGAUGAGUUUGAUUACGUGGCGUAUGCGCAGGAUCGGGCGAUGUUCUUCUGGGGGGAUUGUGUGGCGUUGGGGCUGGUGAGGUUGGAGGAUUUGCCGGAGAAUGUGCAGGAGGCGGUUAAGAUUGUGGAUUAUUGA
Pseudogymnoascus destructans is the source of this 1119-nucleotide messenger RNA. RefSeq lists its product as uncharacterized. The record is from RefSeq and is a predicted model, not a curated record. The coding region runs from base 1 to 1119 and encodes 372 amino acids. NCBI's taxonomy places the organism in Eukaryota, Fungi, Ascomycota, Leotiomycetes, Thelebolales, Thelebolaceae. Gene Ontology annotation, biological process: phosphatidylcholine biosynthetic process; phosphatidylethanolamine biosynthetic process. Gene Ontology annotation, molecular function: choline kinase activity; ethanolamine kinase activity. The transcript has 2 exons. Gene Ontology annotation, cellular component: cytoplasm.